CCUUGUUUCCAGAGGAUGGAGCCGGCCUGGCUGUGGCUGCUGGGAGCAGGGAUCCUGGCCUCCGUCCAUGGAGACAAGAGUCCGGGGCUGCCUCCAGCCCCCGGGGGUGGGCUCCCGGAGCCAGCGCCCGCCUACCACCGAGUCACACCCACCAUCACCAGCUUCGCCCUGCGCGUGUACAAGCAGCUGGCCGCGGAGAGCCCGGGCAACAUCCUCUUCUCCCCGGUGAGCGUGGCCAGCGCCCUGGCCCUGCUCUCCCUCGGGGCCCGAGCGGACACCUCGGCCCAGAUCCUGCAGGGCCUGGGCUUCAACCUCACGGAGACCCCGCCGGCCAGCGUCCACCGCGGCUUCCAGAGCCUCAUCCACGCGCUGGACCUGCCCAGCCCCAAACUGGAGCUGAAAGUGGGCCACGCCCUGUUCCUGGACAGGCAGCUGAAGCCGCGGCAGCGCUUUCUGGACGCCGUCAGGGAGCUGUACGGGGCCUCCGCCUUCUCGGUGAACCUCACAGACUCUGCGGCGGCCCGGAGGCACAUGGACCACUACGUGCGGAAGCAGACGUACGGGCAGGUGGUGGGCUGCCUGCAGGACCUCAGCGAGGACACGCCCAUGGUGCUCCUGAACUACAUCUUCUUCAAAGCCAAGUGGAAGCAUCCUUUCCAUCGCUACCAGCCCCAGAAGCAGGAGAGCUUCUCGGCGAACGAGAGGCCGCCGCUCCGCGUGCCCAUGAUGCAGCAGAAGGAAAUGCACAGGUUCCUGUACGACCCGGAGCGGGCCUGCACGGUGCUGCAGGUGGAGCACAGUGGCAAUGCGCUGGCCCUGCUCGUCCUCCCGGACCCGGGCCGCAUGCAGCAGGUGGAGGCCGCUCUGCAGCCCGAGACGCUGCGGACAUGGAGCCAGCUGCUCCUGCCCAGGGCGGGCCCUCCCGUCUGGUUCUCUCCGCAGCCUGCUGGACCUGCACUUGCCACGGUUCGCCAUUUCUGGAGCCUACAACCUGGAGGAGAUUCUUCCCCACAUCGGGCUCAGCAACGUUUUCAACUUAGGAGAGGACCUGCUAGGAGCCCCAGGGCGGCUGAACGGAACCAUCUUCCGGGUGUCGCACAAGGCAGCCAUGGACAUGAGCGAGCGGGGAACCAAGGCCGGGGCUGCCUCCGGCCUCCUCUCCCAGCCCCGGCCUCUGAACGUGACGUGGGCCCCCGAUGCCCGUUUCAACAGGCCUUUCCUGGUGCUGGUGUGGGAGGUGGCCACCCAGAGCUUACUCCUCCUGGGCAAGGUCGCCAACCCGGCUGCGGGCUGACGCAGGGGAGGCAGGCAGGUCCCGUAGCCCCUGCAAACCUGCAGGCCGAGGGCGGACCGUGCAGAGACUCCAAUAAAGGUGCCUGGGUGCUGAGAGCACAAGGAGGGCGCCUCCCCGUUGCCCUUCAUUCGCCCCACAAUCCCCUUGAAUCGGCGUCCCCUUCACCUGUGGUCACAAAGUUGACAGACGAGCUCCAUGUACGCCCUAUAAGAUGUCCACGCCGCCACCACCAAGUGUCCCAGGUAAAGGCGCAAAGGACACUGGGAGAAGUCCGAGGCUCCCUUCACAGCGGCCAUCACCAGCUCGAACGCAAAGCGAGGGCGUCCGGAAACGUCACUGCCCGGCGCCAGGGCAGGUCCCUGGGGAGGAGGGGGGUGCCAGGGCAGCACCUGGUACCAUGCUCCAUGCAGAGGAGGGUGGGAGGAUGGGCCAGUGCACGAAUGGGCCAGUCCAACACAGCAGUCACAUGUCCAAGGGCAACCUAAGGUCAAAGGAAGUGGAGGGUUAACACGUACUGCAAGGCGGGGCCUGGGAGACCCGUGGUUAGUGGGAAGGACUGGGGCAGUAUCUGGUCACCGCGAAGCAUCCUGCAGAGGUCAGAAGUCCCUCACCCGCAAGAGUGUCCCUGAGUCUUAAAGAGGCAUCUGCCUGGAACUGGGGGAGACAGAGGAUGGCACCUCAGCUG
Messenger RNA from Pipistrellus kuhlii (Kuhl's pipistrelle), 1979 nucleotides. Its product is annotated as serpin A11. The coding region runs from base 16 to 1779 and encodes 587 amino acids. The record is from RefSeq and is a predicted model, not a curated record. Gene Ontology annotation, molecular function: serine-type endopeptidase inhibitor activity. The transcript is spliced from 4 exons. Gene Ontology annotation, biological process: negative regulation of endopeptidase activity. Lineage: Eukaryota; Metazoa; Chordata; Mammalia; Chiroptera; Vespertilionidae.